Molecule: messenger RNA, 1293 nt
Organism: Acanthocheilonema viteae
Lineage: Eukaryota; Metazoa; Nematoda; Chromadorea; Rhabditida; Onchocercidae
Source: the annotation of a GenBank genome assembly
AUGACUGAUUCGGAUGCGGAAUUAUUACCUGCUCCAAUAUCGAGCAGUUUAAAUCAAUCAAUGGACUCAUUGAAUGAUUUGCCGGAAGUAACAGACUGUAGUUUAAGAAGAUGUGCAAGUGAAUGUUCUUUAGAACGAGAAUUAGCAUCGUUGCAUCGAGAAAUGGAAACUAUACGUCUGGAAUGUGAUAGGCUUAUUUUGAAACACAAUGAUAAUGGACGUGGUUUCCUUAAGAUGCUACAUGUAUCAAACAAUGAUCAGAAUGUACAUAAAUUAAAUGAUGAUGUAAAACGAAGAUUGGAUGAUACAUCAAGUGCUUACAAUACUGGUGAAUCAUGCCGCAGUACACCAUUGAAACCAGAUGCUAUUGCUCAAACUAAAAAAGGUAAUGCUAGCAUGCAACCGCGCGAUUCUGCAACAACAUUACAUGGUUCUGCCGAUAAUACGGCUCAAUGUAUAGCGUCACAGAAGCCAUCCACUUCACAAAUUUCGCAAGUUAAAUUUAGAUUACCGCAAUAUUCAGUGAUUUUGAGAGAAAGUGAGAAAAAAGGAGAUGUUGCAGCAAAAGGAAAUGAUGAAGAAGAAAAAGUGAGGACAAAUGAGAAACGUAGACCAAUGAUAACACAAAUGAUUGAUGAAACUUAUAGGCCGCAAAGAGCUGGCAUAACAAUGUAUACGAUGCCACAAAAAUUAGCAGAAACAAUAGCUCUUCAACAACGAUUACUACGUGAAGCAAUGGUUGAACAAGCUCAUAUGUUACGAGCAUCAGCUAAAAGCGUUACAAUUAGCGCUACAACUAAUAAUGAAAGUGAAGAAGGAGGAAGAAUGGAAGGAUCAGCAAUGAAACAAUUUCAGGAGAAUAAAAUUCAGGAAGCAUGCGAAUGGAAGAUAAAAAGACGUCCAGAUGGGACACGAUAUAUUACGCGGAAGCCAAUUCGAAAUAAAUUAUUGAAAGAAAGAGAGGAACAAUUAAACAAAGAGCGCACAGGUGUAAGUACAGAUGAUGAUGCGAUGAGUGAACUGAAAACUGGUCGAUUUUGGACUCGGGAAGAGCGCAAAAAGCAAUGGGAACGAGCCAAACAACGCAAAUUACGAUACCAUCAAUUAAUGGCCCAGCGAAAUCAACAACCAUCAGAUCAGUUGAUUGUACAGCUAUCACGAAAAAAAAUGAUGCGUCGAAAAGGUAACCCAUUGCUAGACAAAUUCACCACUAUUCAAGAAUUCAUGGCUCAUGCAAAUCGUGAUAUUUCUAGUCGUCCUAUUGACGGAAUUUUAUCCGUUACUACUGUAUGA